Molecule: messenger RNA, 1853 nt
Organism: Linum tenue
Lineage: Eukaryota; Viridiplantae; Streptophyta; Magnoliopsida; Malpighiales; Linaceae
Source: the annotation of a GenBank genome assembly
AACACCUCUUUCUUAAAUAAAAGGGAGAAAACCCCUCAGUCGUCGGAUUAAGCGCAUAGCAAUCAGAUCCAUCGGCGCCGGCAGUGACUCAAUCCCGGUCCCUGACAAAUUACGAGUAAAAUUCAAAUUCCCCCUCCAUCUCAUCUCAUCCUCCACCGUUUCCCUCGCCUCGAAUUCUGCUCGCUUAGACGUGGCAGGCGCUCGCGGUCAAGAAGGACAAAAAGCACCGACUGAGAAACCCAAGGCCGGAGAAGGAAGGAAAGGAAGACGAAAUACGACAGAGUCUACCGCUUCUCUAUCUCUCUUCGCAAGUCCGUGAAAUUGGACUCAAGUGCACACGUAAAGACACUUGGUUUUGGUUUUGAUCACCAGUGAAGAGGAAAGAAGCGACAGAAGCCGAGACAGUUCUCUCUCUGCAGAUUUUAGACAAGUACUUGAAGAAGGGGACUUAAAAGAAAGGAAUGGCGAUUGUGGAUGAUGAUGAAGAUAUGAUGAGGAAGGACUCGUCGCACAAGUGGUGGUGGAUUGACAGUAGUCACUCUGCCUCCCCUCGCUCUCCAUGGCUACACUCUACUCUUUCUGAACUAAACAGGAAAACAAAGGCAAUGAUGAAAUUGAUCGAGACAGAAGCAGAUUCAUUUGCACAGCGGGCAGAGAUGUACUAUAAGAAGAGGCCGGAGCUCAUCAACAUGGUCCAGGACUCUUACAAGGCGCAACGUUCGUUACUGGAGCAGUUCGAUCAACUCCAAUCCGAGAACAGAACUCGACUUCCCCGCCUAUCGUUGUCUCCAACAUCAUCUUCAGUUUCAGACCACUAUUACGACCGUGGUGGGAAAAGGUCGACAACCAUGAGUUUGAGCUCGGAUGAUGAUCAUCGCGAGCCUUUCGACUGCAAAUCAACCAUCAGUAGUGGGAUGGGUGAUCAAGAUCAAGAUCAAAUUCAAACCUACGACUGCUGCAAACAAUCUACCUCUAGCAGCCACUCCGAGUUAUUCCACGAUGGCGUUGUUGUGGAGGACUCCGACUCCGGUGCUGAAUCUGAAGUCGACGAUCCUGUUGUUGAGGACGAAGCUAUUUCUGCAAACACCGGAUUCGCAGCCCAAGUAGAAAAUGUGGAGAGGGAAUAUGAUGAAGUGGUGAAGAAGUUGAAGGAAGAGGUUGAACAGGUGAAGGAGGAGAACAGGUUACUGAAGGGACAGCUGUGGCAGAAAGAUGAGGAGAAAAGAGAGGUGAUCAGACAGCUGAGUUCAGCCAACGCGAAGAGGGAAUAUGAUGAAGUGGAGAAGAAGUUGAACUUGAAAUCAGAAGUUGAAGAGCUGAAGGAGGAGAACAGGUUACAGAAGGAGCAGCUGUCGCAGAAAGACGAGGAGAAAAGGGAGGUAAUCAGGCAGCUGAGUUCAGCCAUGGAGAUACUGAGGCUUGAGAAUGCAGAAGCCAGGAAGCUGAAGAAGAAAAAGAAGCAGCAGCAGAACAACAUGGCAGAAGAGCGUUCCUCGGAGAAAAGGAGCCACCAUAGGGUUUCUUUUGAGCUUGAGAAACUGAAAGACUCAAUCUUUACCAAGCUUUUCCAGGGGUCUCCAAUCUCCAAGGGUAGAGUUACGGUUCUGUAGAAUCCAACUAAUUUGGGAUGAAGAGAUGUUCUUUGUUAUGCAGCAGCUGAGAGUUGUGGAGUAUGUUUAGUAGAUUGUAGACAAAUCUAGAUCCUAGAAUAUAGAUUUGUAAAUGGGGGAGGGGUGUUGUCUUGUAACCAUAAUGUUGUAAUGUGUAGUAGUUUCUAAAACCCAUAUACAGGUUUAAGUAAUUUGCAGAAGACACUAAUAAAAGUAGUUACCAGCUGUUUUUUGUUCGAUCUU